This is a messenger RNA of Pocillopora verrucosa, 1779 nucleotides long. The record is from RefSeq and is a predicted model, not a curated record. Lineage: Eukaryota; Metazoa; Cnidaria; Anthozoa; Scleractinia; Pocilloporidae.
AUGACCUCGACCUCUGCUAGUCAGCAACCUUCUGGUUCAUCGGCUGCUGCACCGAUCUAUACCACCACAGUACCGCUAGCCAAACCUCCAGAUCCUCUUAAUCUCGAAGACAGGUCACGUAGAGGCGAUAACUGGUUACACUUUAAGAGAGCAUGGCAAAUCUAUGAACGGGCGGCUGGGAUAAGUCAAAAGGACGGCCCAGUCCGUGUUGCUCAUUUUCUUAACAUCGUUGGAAGAGAAGGAGUCCAAUUGUUUGACACCUUUACCUUCGCUGAAGACGAAAGCGCUGACAAUAUUGAUGACGUCCUGGCUAAAUUUGAAUCUCGUUGUUUGCCGCAGCGAAAUCAGACGUAUGAACGGUAUCUCUUCAACAAGAGAGAGCAAGAACCAGGAGAAAGUGUCGAUCAAUAUUGCACAGCACUGAUGCGCCUUUCUGAACACUGUGGGUUCCUAACCCUAAGAGACAGCUUGAUAAGAGACCGCCUCAUCCUUGGAGUCAAGAAUGAUCGGUCACGCAAGAAACUUUUAGAGAAGAAAGAUCUCACUUUGGAUAACGCGUUGGAUAUCCUGCGAACACAAGAGCUAACUGAUAUACGCGCUUUAGACAUGACAACUGAAGAAGCUAAUGUGAAUAGGGUAAAAGCCAAGAAAACGAAACCGCCUAAGACCCAGACUGAGGAUACAACACCGCAUAAACACACUUCAGGUAAGAAGCGGACUCCUCCGUGGAAGUCAAGAGAAAAAAGUUCUGGUAACCCCGACAAUGUAUACACACGAGAAUGCAAGUUUUGUGGUACUGUUCACGAGAUGAAAAAGUCAGCUUGUCCAGCAGUUGGCAAGAAAUGCACCAAAUGUGGCAGAGACGGACACUUUGCAAAAAAAUGCCACUCUCGCUCUGUCAAUCACGUACAAGAUUGUGAAAUCUACAGCCACAAACCCUCCCCCACAUCAGCUUAUGUAACGGCGUGCCUUAACAAUAAUGCCCAAGUACAACUUCAGAUUGAUACAGGUGCUUCAUGUAAUAUUCUCCCCAAAAGUGCCUACAUCCGGGCUACAGGAGACAAACAGUGUACAAACCUUGAACAGUCGUUUACAAGGCUCAUCAUGCACAACAAGACUGUAGUCUGGCCACUUGGUCAAAUCCGCCUACUUACUGAACGGAAAGGAAGAAAAUAUGGAGUUCUUUAUCACAUUGUGAAGCAAGAUUUGACACCCCUCCUCUGUCGAACGACGUGUGAAAAGAUGAACCUGGUCAAAAUCUUGGAUGCUGACGUAAAUGCGAUUCACGACGAAAGAAUUGACGUCUCGUCAAAUGUUAGAAGUGAUCCUAUCCUAUAUGAAUUUACCGAUAUCUUCACUGGAAUUGGCUGCCUUGAAGGAACCUACUCCAUUCAAGUGGACGAAGGUUUCCGCCCGGUGGUACAUCCCCCUCGUAAAGUGCCAGUCCCACUUCGAGAUACCAUCAAGUUAGAGCUGGAUAACAUGGUGAAGAGUGGUAUCCUCGCCAAGGUAGUUGAACCGACAUCAUGGGUCUCUAGCCUUGUCAUAGUGAAGAAAUCUAACGGGAAAAUACGAGUAUGUCUGGAUCCUCGAGAUCUCAACCGCGCAGUGAAACGCUCGCAUUAUCCACUUCCAACUAUUGAGGAAGUAGCAACUCGCCUUAGUGGUGCUAAAGUCUUUAGCGUGUUAGAUGCCAAAUGUGGAUUCUGGCAGGUACAACUUGAUGAAAAGAGUAGUUACUUGACAACCAUGAACACACCUUUUGGUCGCUAUCGAUAG